Messenger RNA from Vavraia culicis subsp. floridensis, 357 nucleotides. RefSeq lists its product as uncharacterized. The coding region runs from base 1 to 357 and encodes 118 amino acids. The transcript has a single exon. The record is from RefSeq and is a predicted model, not a curated record. NCBI's taxonomy places the organism in Eukaryota, Fungi, Microsporidia, Pleistophoridae.
AUGUGUGCUCUGCCCACCACAGUACUGUUCUGGUCUGGUGCACAGAUGUUCAUGACCAUGCACGGUUGUGCUGUUCUGGCCCGGUAUGUGUGCUCUGCCCACCACAGUACUGUUCUGGUCUGGUGCACAGAUGUUCAUGACCAUGCACGGUUGUGCUGUUCUGGCCCGGUAUGUGUGCCCUGCCCACCACAGUACUGUUCUGGUCCGGUAAAUCUCAGCAUUCGUUUUAGCCCUGUGUCUGCCCCCUCCUAUCACCGCGUUUUAUCAAAAAUGAAACGAAACGUUUCAGAACAAAUCAAUAAAUACCGCUAUGACAACACUGAAGGAUGUUACCGCUACUAUUCCUUGCGCUCAUAA